Messenger RNA from Actinia tenebrosa (Australian red waratah sea anemone), 1202 nucleotides. RefSeq lists its product as uncharacterized. Lineage: Eukaryota; Metazoa; Cnidaria; Anthozoa; Actiniaria; Actiniidae. The record is from RefSeq and is a predicted model, not a curated record.
UCCUCACGCUGAAAAAGGCUAAGAGUAGUAAAAAGUGUUCCUUACAGCUCUGGUCUUCAAACAAGAGGUUUACAGUGUUCUUUUCUUCACUAAGCCUACUUACGGUUUUCUAGAUGGCCUUGUGUAAGAUGCUGGUGGUGGUGUUAGUAGUGUUUAUCCUCUUGGCGGUUUGUGAUGAAGCUGGAUCAAUGCAGGGCCAAGAUGACGAUGUUUCUCUAGAAAAAAGGAUCCAGGCACAGUCAAAGAGUCUGACGGACAUACUAACCCUCUUGAAGCAGCUACAAAAAAGAGUUCAUCAGCUUGAAUCAAGAAGAAUUCAUUUUCUUCGAGGCAGAGAUGGUCGUGAUGGGUUGCCAGGGUCACCAGGUCCAACUGGUACGACGGGCAGACCAGGAAGUAAUGGACAACGAGGACCACCUGGACCUAAAGGUGAUCGUGGACCAGGAGGGGUAGCCUAUGUUCGAUGGGGGAAAACCACGUGCAGAUGGGGGGCCUCACUUGUCUACAAAGGUCGCAUUGGAGGUGAACAUUACACUCACACUGGUGGAGGCACGAACUAUGUCUGUCUUCCUGAGACCCCCAGAUAUGUGAGGUAUACAAGUGGCCACCAGGAGGCCGGGUAUAUGUACGGUGCAGAAUAUGAAAGACAAAAUAAGAAUCCACUCACGAAAACUAACCUUUACCAUCGUGGCGCCCCAUGCGCUGUAUGCCACRUCUCAACACGAAGUGCCAAGAUGAUGAUCCCUGCAACUUAUGCGUGUCCCGCGGGAUGGACAAGAGAGUACUGGGGAUAUCUGAUGACCGAACACUACAGUCAAAAGCAUCCCACAGAGUUUAUUUGCGUAGACAAGGAUGCGGAGUACGUCUCAGGAAGUAGUACCGGCCAUCACGGGGCACUGUUGUAUCCAGUCGAAGGACGUUGCGGAUUAUUGCCCUGUAGUUCAUAUGUGGAUGGUCUUGAACUGACAUGCACAGUGUGUACCAAGUAAAUCAACAACAGAUCCGUUCAUAAUGAUGACGUUAUCUAAGUAUCGGAAAAACGGGAUAGCUUUAGUCAAGGGAUUCUUAUUAUAUCUAUUGUAACCGGGGAGUUUAGCGGAGUAUUUGGAUAAAAGAUAAAUGCUUUAAGGGGGGCAAAAUUAAAGAUUUCGUCAUAGAUUAUAAGACAAGAAAUAUAAGGGCUAUAAAUGAUUUGAAUUUGA